UACCGUUAUCUAUUGUUCUAAAUAUAGAACGUAUUAACGUGUUAAUCUCACUCACUAGUGGAGUAUAAAGAUACUUUUAAUAGACGCUUGUUUUUAUGUUUGGAUUUCGAAGGAAUGUUAAAGCUUGUGUGAUCAUCUUUGUAAAGGGAACCCACUCUGUGACUUAGAUGGAUCAUUUUAUUUGUGGUUUUUGUGCAAGGUCCAAUCCUGACUGUUAUGCCAUGUGAAGGGUGAAACGGGUUCGAGACUCUGGAGUACCAUUAACUGAAACAGAUAAAAGUUGCUGAACAAGUUCAAGUAGUAGCCCAUGUUUUAGAAGUGUAAAGUCGUGAAUAGUGCGUGCCAAGUUUGAAAAUGCCGAGGGUCCAGUCAGUUGAGGAAGACUAUGGAAAGCCGUUAUCGCCAGAAAGACUCGAUGAAAUGGUACAACGUGUCAGCGGAUGGGCUUUGUUAAGUGGCGUUCAGAAGAAAAUAACGGCAACCGAGUUUCCAGAGAGGCUCGAACCUAUGCCGUUCACGCUUUUUCCCAGUAUAUUACCAGCCGACGUGCUGAGCAAAACAAAAUCUUUACAGACAGCCUUCCAGACUGUAAUAUACAAAGUGGCAAAUAACCAUGAGUUCAUGAAGGCAUGUUUAAGCGGGUUACUGAAUGUUGAUGAUUUUACGCAACAGCUAUGGAAAAUUUAUGAAACAGUAAGAAAUGAAGGAACAACUCAGGAGGUAUCAAUUAUUCUUACACGAAAUGAUUACAUGAUGGAGUAUGCGGAAGAGGAUGGCGUCAAACAAGACUGUAAGCAGGUCGAGUUCAACACUUUUGCCUCUGGAGCUGGUGGCGUCAUUAGCAGUAUGGUAGAUGUUCACAGGUAUAGUUUAUCAUUAGAAGAUAUACUGUUCAAAGAUAACCAGUUACCAGACAAUCACCCUACCGCUGGACUAGCAAAGGGCUUGGUUAAAGCAUGGCAACUGUACAAAAAUAAACGAGCAGCACUACUGUUUAUAGUUGGUAUACCAGAACCAAACACCCCGGACCAGCGCUGGUUGGAGAGGGACAUAUUAAGGCUAGACGGGUCAAUUAAAGUAAUAUACAGAACAUUCCCACAGCUGAUAAAACAGAUGACGUUAGGAGAAAAUAAAGAAUUAAUAGUUGACGGGACAGAGGUUGCAAUAGUUUACUACAGAUACGGGUAUGCACCUAAACAUUACCCUACAGAUGCGGAAUUCAAGUUACGAUUAGACAUGGAGAGAUCUCGCGCAAUCAAAUGCCCUACCGUAGCAUUCCAUCUUGCCGGCUGUAAAAAGAUACAGCAAGUGUUAGCCGAACCUGGAGUAUUGGAGAAAUUUAUAGAUGGGACAGAUGUAAUAAAAGAUCUUAGGUCUACAUUUGUAGGAUUGUACAAACUAGAUACAAAAGAUUCCAGCAAAAUAAUAACACAAGCUCUGCAGACGCCAGAAAGAUUCGUCCUUAAACCACAAAGAGAGGGAGGAGGAAAUAAUUUGUUUGGUGACGAACUGAAAGAUUACCUCGAGAAGAUCAAGGAAUCACCAGAACUGUCUUCAUGGAUCCUGAUGGAUCGGAUACGUGCUGCCAAACAUAGGAACCGUCUGAUACGUGUUGGUCUUGGGCCCGAGUGUCGUGAUGUAGUCAGCGAACUUGGAAUCUUCGGUGUUCAUAUCAGCACUCCCACGUCGGAGCUGGAGAAUUUUGAAUGUGGAUAUUUGUUACGUACCAAGCCCGAAGAGGCAAACGAAGGGGGAUUAUUCAGCGGGCAUUCAUGUCUAGAUUCACCAUUCCUUGUUUAGCGACCAUUGCAUAAACGACAUGGAAUCUCCACCGUACACUACAUGUAAGAAUCUGACUAUCUGCUGUGAACAUUUUUAUGAAAUGUCCAUGUCCAUGCAAAGUUUUAAGACAAUACCGAUAGUUUUUACGAUGGAACCAUAUAUAUAUACACGUAUAUAUAUAUAUAUGUUGUUUAAUCAGUGAACAAAAUCCAUGUGCAUAAUAAUAUGCAUUCAUUUUGGUCAUUUACGCACUUUUGAGCAGCAUUUAUUUUGUUGUACCUUUUUUGUUGUAUUAUGUAGUUUUUAUCAAAAGCAUUUAUUUACUUGCCAUUUUAAAUAACUAACGAACCAAUCUGUUCUGUCGAAUUAUGCCGUUUAUAUUUACACGAUUUAUGUUUACAUAAACGUUUUCCUGUUCAUA
Messenger RNA from Mercenaria mercenaria, 2203 nucleotides. RefSeq names its product glutathione synthetase-like. Bases 355 to 1800 code for a protein of 481 amino acids. Gene Ontology annotation, biological process: glutathione biosynthetic process. The record is from RefSeq and is a predicted model, not a curated record. The transcript has 14 exons. Gene Ontology annotation, cellular component: cytosol. Gene Ontology annotation, molecular function: glutathione binding; ATP binding; glutathione synthase activity. Lineage: Eukaryota; Metazoa; Mollusca; Bivalvia; Venerida; Veneridae.